Messenger RNA from Rotaria sp. Silwood1, 1128 nucleotides. Lineage: Eukaryota; Metazoa; Rotifera; Eurotatoria; Philodinida; Philodinidae. The record is from the annotation of a GenBank genome assembly.
AUGCAUAUUUUCAACGAUGAGAUAAUAGAAAAUAUAGCGACAAUUAUAGACAACUCCACCACCACUCCAUCGCCUGACCCGACAACUCCAAUAUCGGUUGGCUAUAUAUCUGUAUUAAUAUCAAUUAUAUUUUUUGGUUCAAAUUUUGUUCCAGCAGCAAAAUAUCCAAUACGUGAUGGACUUUCAUUUCAAUUCUUUUUAUGUUGCGGAAUAUGGAUAACAGGUGCAAUUAUUAAUUUAAUUGUUGGAAACCCUCCUUUUUUCCCAUUAGUUUUAAUUGGAGGAGUUCUAUGGACAACUGGAAAUAUUCUUUCAGUAUAUGUAAUAACUAUUAAUGGUCUUGGUUUAUCUAUGUUAUUAUGGUGCACGUCCAAUUUAUUUAUGGGAUGGGCAAGUGGACAUUUCGGUUGGUUUGGUUUAAUAGCAGAAAAAGUCGAAAAGCCUGCGUUUAAUUAUAUUGGUGUUGCUCUUGGCGUUCUUAGUGGUCUCAUUUUUCUUUUUAUUCGUACUGGAAAAAAUGAAAAAAAUAUUGAAGAACGACAACCAAUUCUUCACUCAACUGAUGCAUCAACAAUAAAUAGAUUCAUUGAAGAGGAUUCAAUUACGAACAAUAGUUCAUCAUCACCUAAAAUAAAUAUUCGAAUGCGUAUCAUUGGAUGUAUAUUAGCUAUUAUAAGUGGAAUAUUUUUUGGUCUUGUAUUUACUCCAAGUACAUAUAUACAAGAUCAUAGAAAAGAUAAAUAUCCAACAGCAUCAAAAAAUGGUCUUCAUUAUAUAUUUUCAAUGUAUACUGGAAUUCUUUUAUCAUCAUCUACAUACUAUAUAAUAUAUAUGAUUGUUAAACGCAAUCGUCCGUAUGUUUGUAUACAAAGUAUAUUACCUGCAUUCAUAUCUGGAAUUAUGUGGGCAAUUGCACAAGCAGGUUUUCUUGUUGCGAAUAGUGUGUUGAGUCAAGCAAUAUCAUUUCCAUUAGUAUCAACCGGACCAUCAACCUUAGCUGUACUUUGGUCGAUAUUAUAUUUCAAAGAUAUAGUUGGAUCAAGAAAUUAUUAUAUAUUCGGUGGUGGAACAGCACUUCGAAUAAUUGCUGCUGUUUUUAUUAUUUUGUCUAAACCAGUUUCUAAUUAA